Messenger RNA from Porites lobata, 2065 nucleotides. The record is from the annotation of a GenBank genome assembly. Lineage: Eukaryota; Metazoa; Cnidaria; Anthozoa; Scleractinia; Poritidae.
AUGCCAAGAAAUUCAGAAGAUGUUAACCUAGGUGACAGAUAUGCCAUACUCCUUGAUGAAUCACUUAAGGAGAACCAAGCCUUGAGAGAGGAACUGAAGGAACGAGAAGAGCAGAACAGCACCAAGAUAGAACAACUGACAUCUAAAAAGGAUUCUUUGUGCCAUCUUCUGGAGCAGGAGCAAACCAAAGGAAGCGACAAGAAAUCAAACCAUAAAUCAGCGAAAGUCCACGUACCUACAAGGUGUCCCGUAAGUAGCAGUUUUUCGUUUUCCGUAGGGCUUACUAGGGCCAUUUAAACAUAGGACGCUUCUUUUGUAACACACGUGUUAUUUUUCCCUUUGAGAAAUCAUUACCAGAGGGCGUCUGUGUCAAUAGAGAGAUAUGUAGUCACAUUAACUGCAAACGUCAGAUUAAGUUGAGAAAUUUUAAGUAACUUUGUAGAAACUGAUAAAAGGAAAGCAGCUCAAAACAAUUUUUAUGGAUAAAACUGUCGUGAAUCUCCUGAUUUCCGUGCAGUUUUGAUGUAACCGACAACUAACAAGUUACGUGAUACAUUUUGCUGUAAAAACGACACUGAGGUGCCGGCCCUUUGACUUUUGAGUAAAAAAUUUUAUGUAGUGGUGUAAGUUAAGAUAAUAUGAGCGGCUGGAACUACAACCUUCUUUAAUAACUUUAAUAAGGUUGUUGUAAAACCCGUGUCAAAACUAUUAUUUUGAAGCCCUCUGUUCAUACUGAUUUUUUUGUGUGAUGUGAUUUAUUAAAAUAAUGAAACUAGUAUUAACUAGUGGUUAAGAAGUCUAGGCACUAACAAUAGAUAGCCAAAAUUCUCUUACUCCAUUGCUGUGUGCUAUUCAUAAGUACAUUGUGCCAGCAUCCUCAUGAAACACUUGUGGAAUACCUCCAAGCUCUGAAAACAUGCAUUUAUCAAUCUACGGUACAUGCUUAAUAAUGACCUGGGCCCAGUUGUUCGAAGGCUAAUCAGCGCUUAACCCGGGGUUAAUUUAACCCAGGUUUCUUUUUCUUGUGUUCAAAAGCUUUUCUCAGAUACUUUUUAUCUGAUAUUUUUAGAGCUUCCAAUCGUCAACUUGUAGACAGAAAAAAUUAAAACUGAAAUGCUUUUUAAGCUUUCAAAUCUUAAUUCAAAUCUCGCACUAACCCUGGGUUAUCUUAACCCACCUUUGAACAAGUCGGCCCUGGAGAUAAGGAUUGCCAGCUCCUCUUGUCACCCUCAGUUGGUAUUAAGGGCUAAGGGAAACAUCUUAAGACUGCAAACGCUUACAAUACUUAAUCGUUUUCUUUUACUUGUGUGUUUCAUACUGAAUUUCACAAGAUGUACAAAUCAUUGAUGGACGACAAUGCAGAUUUUCAAGGAUUCUAUCUGGAGGAAAGGUAAAGUAACUAACACAGUAGCUUGCUUGUUUUUCAUCUGUUGUAUUUACUGCUUUCUUCAACCUUAGAUGGCUUAUUACACCAUGUUUGUAGUUAACAUUGGCCAAUUUUUUUCUCUGACCUCACAGCUGUUUCCUUUUGUUUUGUAGUGCCAACUCAACAAAAAACAAAGAUGUUUUUUCAUUCGUUGUUGAUGCAAUAAGUUAUGACCAUGGUGGAAGUGAACAGUGUCCUUGGUCACCUGCACAAUUAAGAGGUAUGUGCAUGAUCUAGUUUGGAAAUUACUUGCUUUUUAUUUAAAGCAAGGACGAUAAACAAGUCAUUCAGCACACUAUUAUUAUUGCAUUUUAAGCUGUCUCAAGCUGUUUGCUUCAUAACGAUUAUUAUUCCUUCAAAUUUAUAGUGCUAAAUCUUGUCUGUUCUCAAAGGAAAGACGUUAUAUUGAUGAAUUAUUUUACACAAAAUGUUGAAGGGUUUUUACAUACAAGAGUCUUCAGCACCAAUCAGUUUAGUAAAGUAGCAAUAGAGGUCUCAUUUUUCUCUUUAAUUUCAGCAUCAUAUGUUACAUACUUGAGAAGCCUCAAGGACACAAGGAAAAGAAGAGUGAAGGUGGACCACAAUACUGUCUGCAGACGACAAGGAGGAGUAAGAGAGGUAAUAAAACCUUUGUUAUAG